Lucilia sericata (common green bottle fly) is the source of this 1197-nucleotide messenger RNA. Its product is annotated as ras-like GTP-binding protein RhoL. NCBI's taxonomy places the organism in Eukaryota, Metazoa, Arthropoda, Insecta, Diptera, Calliphoridae. Gene Ontology annotation, molecular function: GTPase activity; GTP binding. Gene Ontology annotation, biological process: small GTPase-mediated signal transduction. The record is from RefSeq and is a predicted model, not a curated record.
UCACAAAUCAUGUCGAAUAGUGUGCGUCUUAAAAUCACCAUAGUUGGUGAUGGUAUGGUGGGAAAGACUUGUAUGCUGAUCACCUAUACACAAAAUGAAUUUCCUGAAGAAUAUAUACCCACGGUUUUCGAUAAUCAUGCCUGCACCAUAAGUGUUGACGAUAAGGAAUACAGUUUAACGUUGUGGGAUACAGCGGGUCAGGAGGAUUAUGAACGUUUAAGACCUUUAAGUUAUCCAAAUACCAGUUGUUUUCUGUUAUGCUAUUCCAUCAGUAGUCGAGCUUCCUUCGAAAACAUCAAAAGUAAAUGGUGGCCCGAAAUUCGUCAUUAUUCCAACAAUGUACCCGUCGUUCUAGUCGGUACUAAAUUGGAUUUACGUAUAGCAAAUUCAGAAAAAUUCGUAACAACAGCCGAAGGACGUCGUUUGAAGAAAGAAAUACAUGCCCAUUCUCUGGUCGAGUGUUCGGCCAAGAAAAAAGUAAAUCUACAAACCGUAUUCGAAGAGGCGGUAAGAGCUGUAGAAAAGAAACCUAAAAGUAAGCCACAAUGUAGAAUUCUUUAGUGUAAAGGAGUCGCACAUGAAAUCUGGUACUAAAUUUAUAUUGAGCCUGUGUGUUAGUGUUGUUAAAAAAAGUAUUUAUUUCAAUACUUUAGUUUUAAUCUAAAAUAAUUAUUAUUAAAGUAAAUAAAAUUUAAAAAUUUAUAAUAUUUUUUUAUGUAAUUAUAUCUAAACUAUUAUUGUAAUAUUUUCUUUAAAAAAAGAAACUUUAAGUUUCUGUUAAAUUGUUUCAAAAGUUUCUUGCAAUUUCCUUUUAUUUAAAAUUAAUUUAAGUGUUAUUAAUUAUUCCUAUAAUAAUUUGCUAUAAAUAUUAAAUAAUUAGUUUGUUAAUAUUAAACAAAUGUUUAUUUCAAUAUCGUUUCAUAAUAAAAUUUUAAGUUUUUUUUUCUAAAGUUCUAAAAGUAUCUUCUAAUUUUAUUAUUUUCUUUUUUUUCUUUAUUUUUUUAUCACGAUUUGACCAAAGUUUGUUUUUUUAUGUUGAGUUUUUUUUUUAAUUUAUCUAGUAAUUUGUAUAAAAAGUAAAAACUUCCCAAAAAAAGCAACAAAACAUAAUUAUGUAUCUUAAUAAGUAAUUAAUUUUUAUUUAUGUAUGUAAAUUUUUUUAAUAUGCUAUCAAACAAAACAAACAUACAUACACAU